Molecule: messenger RNA, 1653 nt
Organism: Erythranthe guttata (spotted monkey flower)
Lineage: Eukaryota; Viridiplantae; Streptophyta; Magnoliopsida; Lamiales; Phrymaceae
Product: Protein kinase superfamily protein
Biological process (GO): protein phosphorylation
Molecular function (GO): ATP binding; protein kinase activity
Source: RefSeq, a predicted model, not a curated record
CUCUAUGCAAGGGGGCUCGAUUAUCUGCAUUUUUCAUGUGAUCCGCCUAUUGUUCAUGGAGAUGUCAAACCGUCAAAUAUAUUGCUCGAUUGCAAUUUCGAAGCCAAAAUUGCUGAUUUCGGGCUGGCUCAGGUGCUGACCAAAUUGGAGGAGACUGUGGAGAUGUUUGUUGAAGAGGAUGAGGAGGAGAAGAAAGGGGGCGAUUACGUAUCAAUUAUCGAGGAAACCGAAAGCUAUGUAACGGAGGAUGCUGUGGUUGUGAGUGUGGACCAAUCACCGGAUACUUGUUGUGUGAGGAUAAUUGAUGUGGAGGCAUCUCCAUUGGAGUGUUUGGAGAAGGAAGGCAGUGCUUCGGAUCGAAUCAGUGUGGAUAGUGGGAAUCGGAAAGUAAUUGGGGGAAGGGGUAAGAGCGAAUCCGGUAGGGAUUGGUGGUGGAAGCAAGAGAAUGUGGGCGGGUUAUCUGAUUCGGGUAGGGUCAAGGAUUACGUAAUGGAGUGGAUUGGGAGCGAGAUUAACAAGGAGAGGCCCAAGAAGGAUAAUUGGAUCAAGUCCACGAGUUCGAUCGAAGAAGGUUCUGUAUCCGAGGAGCAAAAGAAACAGGGGAAGAAGAAGCUGGAGUGGUGGGCAUCGCUCGAUAGGGAGGCGAUGAGGAAGGAGAAAAGGAAUAAUCGGAAACCGAGGGAGUGGUGGAAGGAAGAGUUCUGCGAAGAGCUUGCCAAGAAAAAGAAGAAGAAAAGGGGUGGUGGUGGUGGUGCCGCCGCCGCCGGAGAAUUGUGGUGGCAGAAGGAUGACGACGCGGUGGUGCCGCCGGAGAGAAAGAGGAGGAGAAGCAGGGGAAGCAGCAUUGACCGUUGGAUCGAGGGUUUCAGCGGCGAAUUUCGAUUAGGGAGAAGAAAUAGUCAAGAUUUUGGUAAUAGUAAUAAUAAUAACGGUGAAAUUCCCAAGAGUGGGGGUAUUAGUAGUACACCGAGUAUGAGAGGAACCGUUUGUUAUAUAGCACCGGAGUAUGGCGGUGGAGCGGAGGUUUCAGACAAGUGCGACGUGUACAGCUUUGGUGUUCUUUUGUUGGUUAUGGUGUCCGGGCGAAGGCCAUUGCAAGUGAUGGCUUCUCCAAUGUCGGAAUUCGAACGGGCGAAUUUGAUCUCGUGGGCACGCCAGCUGGCAAUGAGCGGGCGGCUCUUGGAUCUCGUGGAUUCGAAUAUUGAAUCGUUGGAUCGGGAGCAAGCGUUGAUGUGCAUCACCGUUGCACUUCUCUGCUUGCAGAGAUCGCCUAUUAAACGCCCCUCCAUGAAAGAUAUCGUGGGGAUGCUCUCCGGUGAAUCGGAGCCGCCACACUUGCCUUUCGAGUUCUCUCCUUCGCCGCCUUCCAACUUUCCGUUCAAGUCACGGAGAAAGGCUCGGUGAGUUUUUUUUUUCGUUUUUUUUUUUUAAUUAAAUUAAAUUAAAUUUAAUGCCUUUUUCUUUUCAUGAGUAUAAUCUUGGUGUCUUGAAUUAUUAUCCUUUUUGUUUGAUCUGUUUGGAAAUGAUGAAGCACAGAAAAGUGGGUUUGAAAUAUAGUUAGGAAUCCCAUGCAUAAAAGUUAUAGAUGUAAUGUCAAAUGACAAAUAAUUGCUCUUGAUUGAUUUUGUGCCACUAGCUUUAUUAUUCUUUGCC